Molecule: messenger RNA, 1298 nt
Organism: Solanum dulcamara
Lineage: Eukaryota; Viridiplantae; Streptophyta; Magnoliopsida; Solanales; Solanaceae
Exons: 2
Coding region: 162-959 (265 amino acids)
Source: RefSeq, a predicted model, not a curated record
UUAGCCGUUAUAGCAUUGAGAAAACUUCUAGUGAUGUAACCACUGCCCCCAAAAACUUCUCCCACUUACCACUACCGCACCCCAAAAAUUUCGAGAUUUACACCCAGGAAAAUCAACUCAAAUUCUCUGUUUUCUUCUACUUUGGCCGAGAGGCUUCAGUCAUGGCGGAUUUCUCUUUUCUUUCUGAUAGCGACAAUGAAAAAGCUGUAGAAGAGCUUCUGUCACAAGCAAUGGAUCAAUCUGUUCUUGAACAAGUUGCUGCUAUUAACUGUUCUGGCUUUACUGACUCUAUCCUCCCCACUCAGCUUGAAACUCGGUUUCGCAAACUCAAAUCCCUUCCUGCUGCUCCGAUAACUCGAAAACCCUCUACUCUCACAAGAAAUUCCAGGAGUUUCGGUUCCUCGGAGUUCACAAACACCCCCAAAACGAAGAAAAUUGAUGGUGAAAAUGAGAAAAUUGAAGGAAGCCCAGUUGUGGAGAAAGGUUCUAAGGUGAAUUUGGAAGAUGGGUUUGUUGAAAAACAGACAAAAUUGAACGUUAAUUCGGUCGAAAAUGAUGUUUCCUCGAAAACCCCAAAUGGGAAAAGAGGGAAAACAUCAUCAUUUGGGCCAAUAUCAUCUCCAUCAGAUUCUUGGAAUUCUUCCAAGGACUGUUUGUCUCCACCAGCGAAAACUGGGUGUUUUUGGUGUUCACCUAAGAAGGGGUUUAAUAAAAAGGGGAAAGAGAAUAGGGGUGUGAGUAUGGGGCUAAAAUGGGGGAAGGAUGAUGAUUUGUUAUCGGAUUUGAGUACGUUUUCAUCGAAAAAUCAAGAGAAGUUGAUGAAGAAAGCUAUGGAGGAGCAAGAGAAGAUUAAUAGAGAAGCUGAGAAGAUUGUUAAGUGGGCAAAGCAAGCAUCUGCUAGGAUGGAUGUUUCUAGCAUUGCAGAUGAACUAAGUGAUGAUGAUGACACUUUCAAAUGAUUGUGAGGAUUCCCUUUUAUGCUGCUAUACUAGUUGUUCAGAUAAUAUCAUUAAAGCACAGGUACUACAAUCAAGGAAAGUGAUUUACAAGGGAAAAUUACUAUGAGCAAAAGGAAGAUUUCUAGGUAGAAUUGUAGUUGAGUUUUCAGGAACUUUGGGGAUAUGAAUGACUAGGCAAAUGUGGUGAUGAAAUUUCUUUCAGAACAAUCAAUUUAUUGCAAACAUCAAAUAAUAAUUGAUAGAAAAAGCAAAGCUAUCAAUUGGCAUGUUCUUCCUUGUUCAUCAACUAUUGUAAUACAUUCUUGUCUUUAUAGUUGUGUGUCAGCUGUUUAAUCUUUA